Messenger RNA from Morus notabilis, 1784 nucleotides. RefSeq names its product ACT domain-containing protein ACR6. NCBI's taxonomy places the organism in Eukaryota, Viridiplantae, Streptophyta, Magnoliopsida, Rosales, Moraceae. The coding region runs from base 160 to 1491 and encodes 443 amino acids. The transcript has 7 exons. The record is from RefSeq and is a predicted model, not a curated record.
UUUUUCCUUGGAUAUUGGAGGAAGCAUCCUUCAAUAAUAACAACACUUUCGACCAGGUUUUUUUGUUUGUACAGUUCGUUCGUUGUUUAAAUUCUCUCUCUCUCUCUCUCUUGGGUACUCAGAUUUUUCAAGUUGAAUUGUGAAGAAGAAAAACAAAUUAUGGAUGAUGAAUAUGCUAAGCUCAUCAGGAGGAUGAACCCACCAAGAGUUGUGAUUGACAACGAUGUUUGCGAGGAUGCUACUGUUAUUAAGGUUGAUAGUGUCAACAAGCACGGAACACUCUUGGAAGUUGUCCAAGUGCUCGCGGAUGUGAACCUUACGAUAGUAAAAGCGUAUAUUUCGUGUGAUGGAGGAUGGUUUAUGGAUGUCUUCAACGUGGUUGACCAUGAUGGGAAAAAAAUUAGAGACAAGGAAGUGUUGAAUUAUAUUCAAGUGAGACUUGAAAGCAAUGACGGAUUUGUACCCACGGUGAGAGAGUCUGUUGGUGUGAUGCCCGCGGAAGAGCACACCUGGAUCGAGCUCUCCGGCACUGACAGGCCAGGUUUACUGUCUGAAGUAUGUGCAGUUCUAGCAGAUCUUCGUUGUAAUGUGGUGAACGCCGAGAUAUGGACGCACAAUGCUAGAGCUGCAGCAGUAGUGCACGUCACAGAUGAUUCUACCGGGUGUGCAAUCAAGGACCCUAGACGCCUCUCAACGAUUAAGGAACUGCUUUGCAAUGUCCUCAAAGGGAACAAUGACCGCAAGGAGGCAAAGAUGACACUCUCACCGCCGGGGGUUACAAAUAGGGAUAGACGGUUGCAUCAGAUAAUGUUUGCUGAUAGGGAUUAUGAGAGAGUUGAGAGGGUGGAUCCAGGGAGAAUUGAGGAUAAGGGCUCAAGGCCUCGUGUAGCUGUGUUCAAUUGCAUUCAGAAGGAUUACACCAUGAUUACUAUGAGAGCGAAGGAUCGCCCUAAGCUGUUGUUCGACAUAAUUUGCACUUUAACGGACAUGGAGUACGUAGUUUUUCAUGGAAUGGUCACAACUGGGAGGACAGAAGCUUAUCAGGAAUUUUAUAUUCGACAUGUCGAUGGGCUACCUAUAAGCUCAGAAGCAGAGCGAGAACGUGUCACACAGUGUCUCGAAGCCGCCAUUGAAAGACGAGCAAAUGAGGGCAUAGAACUACAAUUGUGCACAGAUGACCGAGCUGGUCUCCUCUCCGAUAUCACGAGGAUAUUCCGGGAGAACAGCUUGUGCAUCAAGAGAGCAGAGAUCUCGACAAAGGACCGGAAAGUGAAAGACAUUUUCCAUGUGACAGACGUGGCGGGGAACCCCGUUGACCCCAAGAUUAUUGAUUCGAUUCGCAGACAAGUUGGCCCUGGUUCGCUGCAGGUGAAAUAUGACACAAGUCUAUCACCAAAGCCGCGUCAAGAGACAACAAUAGGAUUUCUGUUCGGCAACUUUUUUCGAGCUCGGACUCUCCAGAACUUCAAGCUGAUCAGAUCCUACUCUUGAUAUCUUCCUGUAAAGUCUUGGAUAUUUGAUAUUAGAACUUCCCUUGCUAAAGUAAAAAUGUGGGGACUAAGACAUGCUGUAUAGGUACUCCCAAAACUCUAAUCUGAGGUUUAGAGUGUUUUUAUGCUAAUACUGUAUAUAUAGAAGAAACCCAAAAACCACUACUGUAAAAAGGUAAAAGCUACUGGUUUGGGUUUGUACAUCUGAAGACUGAAGGCUGUAAGCAUACUUGUAUAGUGUGUACAUACAUAACAUGGGUUGUACAAAAGACACAAGAUUUGUACAGAUACUUA